Messenger RNA from Myotis brandtii (Brandt's bat), 3066 nucleotides. It is a transcript of the gene DPYS, whose product is annotated as dihydropyrimidinase. Gene Ontology annotation, molecular function: dihydropyrimidinase activity. Bases 16 to 1413 code for a protein of 465 amino acids. The record is from RefSeq and is a predicted model, not a curated record. Gene Ontology annotation, cellular component: cytosol; cytoplasm. NCBI's taxonomy places the organism in Eukaryota, Metazoa, Chordata, Mammalia, Chiroptera, Vespertilionidae. The transcript is spliced from 10 exons. Gene Ontology annotation, biological process: pyrimidine nucleobase catabolic process.
AGAGACUCAUGGAAUAUGCAGGAGGCGGCCCUGGCGGGAGGCACCACCAUGAUCAUCGAUUUUGCCAUUCCUCAGAAAGGCAGCUCCCUCCUCAAAGCCUUCGAGACCUGGCGGAGCUGGGCGGACCCCACGGUCUGCUGCGACUACAGCCUGCACGUGGCCGUGACCUGGUGGAGUGACCAGGUGAAAGAAGAAAUGAAAAUCCUUACCCGAGAUAAAGGUGUGAACUCCUUUAAGAUGUUCAUGGCCUAUAAGGACGUGUACAUGGUGAGGGACGCGGAGCUGUACGCGGCCUUCUCUCGGUGCAAGGAAAUCGGAGCGAUUGCGCAGGUCCACGCGGAAAACGGAGACCUGAUCGCAGAGGGAGCAAAGAAGAUGCUGGCUUUGGGGAUCACAGGCCCCGAGGGCCACGAGCUGUGCCGCCCAGAAGCCGUGGAGGCAGAGGCCACGCUGAGAGCCAUCACCAUCGCCAGCGCCAUCAACUGCCCCCUGUACAUCGUGCACGUGAUGAGCAAGUCUGCAGCAAAGGUGGUCGCGGAUGCCAGGAGAGAUGGGAAGGUGGUGUAUGGAGAACCCAUAGCCGCAAGUCUGGGCACAGAUGGCACUCACUACUGGGAUAAAGAAUGGCACCACGCAGCCCACUACGUUAUGGGGCCCCCCUUGAGACCAGACCCUUCAACUCCUGACUACCUCAUGAAUCUAUUGGCUAAUGGGGAUCUGACCACAACGGGGACUGACAACUGCACGUUCAACACCUGCCAGAAAGCUCUCGGGAAGGAUGACUUUACUAAGAUUCCCAACGGGGUGAACGGUGUUGAGGACCGGAUGUCAGUCAUAUGGGAAAAAGGCGUGCACAGUGGCAAAAUGGAUGAAAACCGAUUCGUGGCAGUUACCAGCACAAAUGCAGCUAAAAUCUUUAAUCUCUACCCAAGGAAAGGGAGAAUAGCUGUAGGAUCAGAUGCUGACAUUGUGAUUUGGGACCCAAAAGCCACAAGGACCUCUUGGUACUUGCAGUCAAGGGGAAGAAAUCAAGAGUACGAUUUCCAUGCAGUGUCAAGACAGCAUCUGGUGGUGCCAUGUGUUCAAGACCCAGGCUGGUCAGGUUGGCCAACUUGUCAACAUCUCAUUGGAGAGGAUGGCCUGACCAUCUCAGCAAAAACCCACCAUCAGGCUGUGAACUUCAACAUCUUCGAGGGCAUGGUGUGCCAUGGGGUGCCCCUCGUGACCAUUUCCAGGGGCAAAGUGGUAUAUGAAGCCGGGGUUUUCCGUGUCACAGCAGGAGACGGGAAGUAUAUUCCUCGCAAACCAUUUGCUGAGUAUGUUUACCAAAGGAUCAAGCAGCGGGACCAGACUUGCACACCUACCCCCGUGGAGCGUGAACCCUAUAAGGGAGAAGUUGUCCUCCUGAAAUAGACACAAAAGACUCCACUGCUGGGACCAGGAAACAGACCUACCCCUCACUGUGCUGUUGGUAAGGGACGGUGGACAAGGAAAGUAUUCCAGCAUGACAACAUCUGAAAUUAGCAUCUCUCUCUCCAUGACCAUUUGAAGAGUUCAUGGUCAAGGUCAAAGGCUUCAAAGGGACAUGAGACUCAAGGACAGUUUAGCCAAGGGAAGAAUGAUAAAAGACCUCUUGAUGCAGAACACUGAGAUGAGCCUCCAGAUUGAAGGAGGCCUUGGGCCAGCUAGAGAUUUAUUCUCUGAGAUGUUAGGAAGUAGUCACCAGAGCCAUGGAGAAUCCAACGUGAGCAAGAAGCGGUAGCUGGUGACACAGUAGACCUGUCAUUGAGGAAAGUUGGCACCACUUAAAACAGGGAGGACAAUUUCAUGGUCAAAAUUUAUAAUUUGAUUUAAGACUUUAUCUGGAAAAGAUAAAUCUUCAUAUUGUGAAGGCAAAUAUAUUCUAGAACUUGAAGUGAAUGAAAAAUGAGUCAUGUGGCUUUGGGGGGUAUAAUUUUUCAGGAAAAUUAUUUGAUAGUAUGUGAUAUAUUUUAUUUCACACAUAAUUUUUGGAAUAAUAUUAUAGAUAUGGUCAUUUUUUGGAAAAGAAAAUAUUUUAGUGCUUCAUCAAUUUUUCUCUUAGUAUUUUGACAUCCAGAACUUUCUUUUUUAAAGUAUCUUGCACAUUUUCUUUUUCUCUCUCUCUCUUUUUAGUAGUUUUCUGGUCUUGCAAAGCCAGGUAUCUAUUUGACAGUGGCUUUGCUGUGACUUAAGCAGCUCUCUAACGUAUCUUCCACUAACUUCAUGAAACCAACACAUUUUCUCAGUUUUGCAAUUUCACUAGACUAAAUUGUUAAAGCUUGUGAUACAUUUUCAGAUGUUCCAGAACAGUGCAAUCUUCAAAACUCUUACAUAAAAGGUUGACAUGAUGGAUAGAUGUUUGUGUUCAUUAGGGACACUGUCGGAGGAGUAGUGUUGUACACCCCCAGUUAGCCUACACAUUUGCACAUGAUGAUAACCCAAACUUCCCUCCACAAAACCCAUGACUUGAGCAACGCAGCUUUGUGCACUCUGGGCUGUGAUCGCAUUACUGAGGGUCCUGAAUCUUUCUCAAUGCUAUGUAGCCAAACUUUUCAGCUUUUUUUUGUCAUUCCCUAACUAUUGAAAUUAUCCUGGCAAUCCAGGAAGACUGUGUCAAAAAUUCGGAGGAAGAUUUAGCAGGAGGAAGAAAGUGUAUUGAAUGCUAUGACCUGCUUUUGCAGCAUUGGCAGGAGCAGGGUUAGUGUUUACUUUUAUUAUAGCAUUUCUGGAGGGUUAGGCCUGCGCUCCGCAUCUGUUUGUGAGAGCGAAUGUUUUGCUGAGUUCCUUUUAUUCGGUUCAAAAGCAAAGUCAGAGGAAAGGAUGCUGCUGUUCCCAUCACAGUUAACCGCUGUCAGCCAUGGGAAGCCAGCCUCAUCUCAACUCCCCGAGAGCCUUUUGAAAGAAUAAUCGCUCUAGGCCUCUUUGGUUUCCUUUCAGAAGCAAUCACGGUGGGUCUCACUGUGACUUUGCUGCUAUGUAAGAUGGAAGACAUAAAUGAAUGUUAUUGUGAUGGAAAGUCUGUGUGAAAAUUCACUGAUGAUACUU